Salpingoeca rosetta is the source of this 2385-nucleotide messenger RNA. RefSeq names its product ABC transporter ABCE1. The transcript has 17 exons. Bases 37 to 1845 code for a protein of 602 amino acids. Gene Ontology annotation, molecular function: ATP hydrolysis activity; iron ion binding; ATP binding. Gene Ontology annotation, biological process: translational termination; ribosomal subunit export from nucleus; translational initiation. NCBI's taxonomy places the organism in Eukaryota, Choanoflagellata, Craspedida, Salpingoecidae. The record is from RefSeq and is a predicted model, not a curated record.
UGAUCGUCCACAUCACACGUGUGAAAGGCAGCCAAGAUGAGUGACAAGCUGACGCGUAUUGCCAUUGUCAACCAUGACAAAUGCAAGCCCAAGCGAUGCCGGCAGGAGUGCAAGCGCUCGUGCCCCGUCGUGCGCAUGGGCAAGAUGUGCAUUGAGGUCACUCCCACAAGCAAGAUUGCCAACAUUUCGGAGGUGCUGUGCAUUGGUUGCGGCAUCUGCGUGAAGAAGUGCCCCUUUGGCGCCAUCAACAUCAUCAACUUGCCAAAGAACCUGGACAAGGACACCACCCACCGUUAUGGCCCCAACUCUUUCAAGUUGCACCGCCUUCCCAUGCCUCGUCCAGGCGAAGUGCUCGGCCUCGUCGGUACAAACGGUAUUGGCAAGUCCACAGCUCUCAAGAUUCUGUCGAACAAGCUGAAACCAAACCUCGGUCGGUUUGACAAGCCGCCAGAGUGGCAAGAAAUCCUCAAGUACUUCCGCGGUUCGGAGCUGCAGAACUACUUCACCCGCAUCCUCGAGGACGACCUGAAGGCGGUGAUCAAGCCGCAGUAUGUGGACAAGGUUGCCAAGGUGGUCAAGGGCUCCGUGCAGGACAUGAUGGACAGGAAGGACGAGCGCAAGAUGCAGGAUCACUACUGCGACAUGUUUGAGCUGAACAACCUGCGGGACCGCGAGGUGCGCGUGCUCUCUGGCGGCGAGCUGCAGCGGUUCACCUGCGCGUCUGUGUGUGUGCAGGAGGCGGAUGUGUACAUGUUUGACGAGCCGUCGUCGUACCUCGACGUGAAGCAGCGCCUCACCGCCGCCAAGGUCAUCCGCUCCCUCCUCACCGACAAGAACUUCAUCAUUGUUGUCGAGCACGAUCUGAGUGUGCUUGACUACCUGUCGGACUUUGUGUGCUGCCUCUACGGUGUUCCCGGCGCAUACGGUGUCGUCACCAUGCCAUUCAGCGUCCGCGAAGGCAUCAACAUCUUCCUUGACGGGUUUGUGCCGACGGAGAACCUUCGUUUCCGGGAGGCGUCGCUCUCGUUCAAGGUGGCCGAUGCCGUGGACCAGGAGCUUGUCAAGCAGCUGCACCACUACGACUACCCCGACAUGCAGAAGACCCUCGGGAAGUUCAAGCUCAACAUCAAGGCGGGCAAGUUCAGCGAUUCUCAGAUUGUUGUGCUCCUUGGCGAGAACGGUACCGGAAAGACAACCUUCAUUCGCAUGCUCGCAGGGCUGCUGCAGCCGGAUGACGAGGAGACAGAGGUGCCCACACUCAACAUGAGCUACAAACCGCAGAAGAUCUCGGCCAAGUUUGACGGCUCCGUCCGCGACCUCCUCAUGUGGAAGAUUCGCGAGGCAAUGAUCCACCCGCAGUUCUCUUCGGAUGUGCUCAAGCCGAUGCUCAUUGAGCCGCUCUACGACCAGAACGUGCAACAUCUGUCUGGCGGCGAGUUGCAGCGUGUUGCCAUCACGGUGGCGCUGGGCAAGCCCGCUGACAUCUACCUGAUUGACGAGCCGAGCGCGUACCUCGACUCUGAGCAGCGCCUCGUGGCUGCAAAGGUGAUCAAGCGGUUCGUUCUGCACGGCAAGAAGACGGCGUUCAUUGUGGAGCACGAUUUCAUCAUGGCCACUUACCUUGCAGACCAAGUCGUCGUCUUUGAAGGCACGCCGUCGAAAGAGGCCGUUGCGACGGCGCCGCAGCCGCUGCUGACGGGCAUGAACCGCUUCCUGGAGAUGCUCGAGAUCACAUUCCGCAGAGACCCCACAAACUACCGCCCACGCAUCAACAAGCUGGACUCUGUCAAGGAUGUGGAGCAGAAGCGCGCCGGCAACUACUUCUUCCUUGACGCAGACGACUAAACCUAUCGCUCCUCCCUCAUUUCCCCCCCCCCCCCAAUUCUCUCUUCUCUCUGCAACUUCACGCCCUCGCCUCCUCUUCCCUUCGUACUUCGCUCGCCGAACCCAUGUCACAAUAUGCACGCGAGUGCAAGUGCUUGGGGGUUGUUGGGUGGUCUUAGCUUGCGUCUUUGCUCUGCAUCGCGCAGUGUAGCUGUGGGUUAAGGUGGUCACUCACUAACACCACGGCCAAGCCGUGUUGCCUGUUUCUGUUUCUUGUGUCUCAGAUCGCUGUUCAUCUGCUGUUGGUCGAUGUGAGUUGAUGUGAGUUGAUGUGAGUUUCGCUUGUUCGAGUCGCUUCUUUGACUUCCUUCUUCUUCUCCUCUUUCUUUUUCGUCGUGUAGCCUUGCUGUUUCGGUUGUGCCCAGUUAAUUUGCUGUCCGGUUUUGCAUUGCGCGUCAAACCAUCCAACAAACAACAACAACAAACGAUCUCAAAGUACCAUACGCUGCUGUGGCAUGAGCACAGCGAAAUCGACAACUCCAAAUACACAUCGUCAUCGUC